AUACAAUGGACGAAGUUAAAAUCGCAGCCCAUAUGUUUGUAUCUGGACGAAGUCAUUGUGGAAACGGAGACUUGCGAGCAGCCCAGACCGCCAAACAGUCAGAACCAACAGACAGCAGCUGGAAAAUAUGGCUUUGUGGAUCGUGUGAUGGAUGGGAUCUACAUUCAUGUCAACUCGGUUGUUGUCAAGCUCGUGUCUCAUAAAUUCCAUGCAUCUUUACAGCUGUCAAGGGUGAAAGUGCAGUCAAUGACCCCAACAUGGCAAACUCCGACUGAGCUGAGAUCAACGAGAAUCCGGGACCAGGCUCGGGGAGAGGUUCUGCUGUUUAAGGAGAUUGAAUGGCAGACUACUCGGAUUGAAGCUACUGCAAUAGGCCUUGAUGAAGAUUUCCUAACUCCGCUGCGGUUGAUAGCCAACCAGGCCAAAAUCAGAAUUUGUGUCAAGAAAAGACUGAGCGACUGUGCCAUCAUUUCCUCAAGACUGGCCUUGCUGUUGGACGAUCUGCUGUGGGUACUGACUAUCACACAGCUCAAGGCAGCCAUUCUCUAUGCUAACUCCCUGAAGGAGGUCAUCGAGAGAUCAGCACAACAGAGCAAAAGAUUGGCUGCAGAGAAACUGAAGAAACAAGGUUACAUACCAGAAGGCAACCAGAACAGUCAGCAGCAGCAACAGAAGUCAACCCCAGAGAGGCAGGAGUCGACUACAGCCAAAUAUUUCUCCCGCUUUGAUGUGCUCAGUACUUCAUACCAUCUGAUUACCAGCAGGUUUGACCUUCAUCUGUGUGAUGACAGCAGUCCUGUUGAGGAUGUAAAGAGACACUGGAAAAUUAACGGAGGCUCCAUGCAGAUAACAUUCUAUAAGUUAUCCAUCGACUUCUAUCCAUUUCACCCAGCUGGGGGUGAAAGAAAGUCCUGGUACAGGUACACAGACAAUGUUGGGUCCCGAAACCCAUGGGUCAACAAACUGUUUGCCGAGUUCAGGGAGGAGGCUGUGAGGCUAAGGAAAGUCUGUGAGUCCUCACCCAUGCCAUCCUCCUCGUCAGCGCCAUCGCUGUUAACUCCACAAGUAUCUCCAACGCUAACUGGAGGGACACAGAGAAAAACAUUGUCGCCUGCCACAAGCCACUCGGUCACUACCAGCCCAGUCCACAGCACAAAUCAACCUCCAAGAACCGUCUCUGGAACAAAGUCAGCUCAAACAACGCCCCUACACCAGGUUCAGCCACCCAAGUCGACCAGAUUGCUAGAAAGUUGUUUUGUCGUCAAGGUUGAAGAUGUUACUGUCUACAUGGUGUCUAUGCCUGGAAAGAAGCGAACUGGCCCCAACAAGUUGUUGUGUUCUGACAAACGACAGCUUCACCUGCCACCAGACAUGUCUGUCAUCCAUGUUGAGUUCACAGAUUAUUUCUUCCCCGAGGGGCUGGACUACCCAG
Molecule: messenger RNA, 1432 nt
Organism: Candidula unifasciata
Lineage: Eukaryota; Metazoa; Mollusca; Gastropoda; Stylommatophora; Geomitridae
Source: the annotation of a GenBank genome assembly